AUCAAUAUAAAUGUAUGUUCCUCUCUCUAUACACCCAUAUAUACACCAUCACUCUUAUUCUUACACUACUACUACUCCACUCAGCUAUUGGAUAUAUAUACAAUACAAUAGGUUGGAAGAAAUUAAAAAGUGGGCAUUAUUAUUAUGGCCAAUAAUUCUAUUCUAUCAUCAUCAUCACUAAUCUGUUGCUUAUUAUUUCUUUUGUUGAAUCACCAUUAUUGGAUCUUUGUUGAAGCUGCUCCUUCAGGUUCUCUUGUUACACAACUCCCUGGCUUUGAUUCCAAUUUCCCAUCCAACCAUUACUCCGGAUACAUAAAUAUUGAUGGAAAUGGUGAGAAUGGGAAGAACCUGUUCUACUACUUGGUUAGUUCAGAAAGAAAUCCAAAGAAGGAUCCACUUGUUCUGUGGCUCAAUGGUGGUCCUGGCUGCUCUAGUUUUGAUGGAUUUGUUUAUGAGCAUGGACCGUUCAACUUUGAGGCAGCAAAAUCAAAAGGGAGUCUCCCCACUUUGCAUACUAAUCCUUACAGCUGGUCUAAGGUUUCAAAUAUAAUAUAUUUGGAUUCUCCAGUGGGGGUUGGGCUCUCAUACUCCAAGAACUCGACCAAAUAUGUUACUGGGGACCUACAAACCGCGUCUGAUACCCAUGCUUUCCUCUUAAAGUGGUUAGAGCAAUAUCCGGAAUUCCUGGCUAAUCCAUUCUAUAUUGCUGGCGAAUCGUAUGCUGGAGUUUAUGUGCCCACUCUAGCUUUUGAAGUAGCAAAAGGAAUCCGGAGUGGUACAAAGCCCGUGAUCAACUUUAAGGGUUACAUGGUGGGUAAUGGUGUCACGGACGAAAUUUUUGAUGGAAAUGCUCUUCUCCCAUUUGUGCAUGGAAUGGGCCUCAUAUCCGACAGUAUCUAUGAGGAUGUAGAAACUUCCUGCAAGGGAAACUUCUACAAAUAUUACUCUGAGGAUACUGAAGAUAAUAAUGAUGAUUCAUGCAGUAAGAGCUUUCAAAAAGUUGAUAGAGCUAUCGAAGGCCUUAACGUGUAUGAUAUAUUGGAACCAUGUUACCACGAAGGAGAUUCAAAUUCAGCAUGGAUGAAAGCUGCCAUUGCAAAUGGAACAUUGCCAAAGAGUUUUCAAGAAUUAGGGUUAACUAAUAAUAAUGAUGAGAAGCAUCUCAAAGUGAGGAAGAGGAUGUUUGGUAGAGCUUGGCCUUUUAGGGCACCUCUCAAACAAGGCCUUGUUCCGUUGUGGCCCCAAUUAUUGGCUCAAACCAGACAUGUUGCUUGUGUUAGUGAUGUAGUUGCAAGUUCAUGGCUAAACAACAAUGCAGUAAGGAAAGCCAUUCAUGCUGAGGAGGAAAGUGUGACAGGGGCAUGGGAAUUAUGCACCGGAAAGAUAGAAUACAGUCAUGAUGCUGGAAGCAUGAUUCCUUACCACAAGAACUUAACUGCCCUUGGUUAUAGGGCACUUAUUUUCAGUGGAGACCAUGAUAUGUGUGUUCCAUUUACUGGAAGUGAAGCAUGGACUCGCUCACUUGCAUAUAACAUUAUUGAUGAAUGGAGACCAUGGAACUCCAAUGGCCAAAUUGCUGGAUAUUUACAAGGAUAUGACAACAACCUUAUCUUUCUUACGGUUAAGGGAGCUGGGCACACGGUGCCAGAGUAUAAGCCACGUGAGGCACUUGAUUUUUACACUCGUUGGUUGGAAGGAAGACCAAUAUAAUUUAUUAUUAGUAAUAGUAGAAAAUGCAUUUAUAUCAAUCAAUUAAUCAAAUUAUCAAAUAUAGUAUACAUAUGGUGUAGUAGUUUAUACUUUAUAGAAUAAUACAUAGGCCACCAAAAAGUACUCUUAUUAUCAUAGCAAUGUAACCUUUCAACUUGUGCCUCCCAAUAUUUCUUUGCAAUUGUCAUAUAUGCUCUAAUUUUUAUGGAAUUUCUUACAUAUUGACAAA
Arachis stenosperma is the source of this 1939-nucleotide messenger RNA. Its product is annotated as serine carboxypeptidase-like 20. Bases 145 to 1710 code for a protein of 521 amino acids. Gene Ontology annotation, molecular function: serine-type carboxypeptidase activity; acyltransferase activity, transferring groups other than amino-acyl groups. Gene Ontology annotation, biological process: secondary metabolic process; proteolysis. The transcript is spliced from 14 exons. NCBI's taxonomy places the organism in Eukaryota, Viridiplantae, Streptophyta, Magnoliopsida, Fabales, Fabaceae. The record is from RefSeq and is a predicted model, not a curated record.